AUGGCGGACGGAGGAGGAAGAGAUCCUUCUAGUGUAAUAAAAAAAGCCAGAGUGCUUGAUGACGCCGAAUUGCAGCAAUUAUGUAAUAAGAUUGUUGGCUUACUGCAUCGAGGUGAUAGAGGAACAGAGUGUGUYAGUCAACUGAGGCGAUUAUUUUUAAUCUUGGCCGCAACAAGGAGGAGAAGACACAUACCAGACCUUUURAUUGAAUGUCUAAAUGAAGUUGUCUCAGAACCACAACAGGGCUCCAGAAAGUUCAAGCUGCUAUGUUCAGCAGUCUUACGAGAGGUGACCCCAUCAUCACAGCUUAAUAUAAACAGUAUCGACCCACCAGUUGAUCAACAAAGUAUACCYAUAUUGCUGCCUUUAGCUUUAACCCAGGGAAAGGAUUUGGGUUAUUGGUCCAAUCAUAUGCCAUUGCUGAUCAAGUGGAUUACAAGUGGUGGAAUUCCAGUUGAACUUCAAACCACAGCCCUUGGAAGCCUGAACAAUAUGUUUUUUUCUCACCAAGACAUAAUAUCUCCUGAUGACAUUGGUCUAAUAUGCCACCAAAUGUCUCGAUGGCUCAGGCAUGCCAGCACUGUAUCAGCACCCAAUCCCUAUCAAAGACAAUUAUUCAGUGGCAGAAAUAAAGGGUACCAAGGAGUGACUGAAAUUGAUGGUUCGCUGUCAAGAUUCUUCUUUACAAUAUUGAGUAUUGCUUAUUACAGUUUUCCAGACCAAAUACUCAACGUCCAUUCAUUCUCCAUGUUAAGAUCAUGGCUCCUUAACACUGGUGCCAUCCAAGCACAAAYCCAUGAGGGACCAGUUUAUGAKGGACAUUCUCCAGGGAAUGUGUCCUUCUCAUUGGGUUCCCACAACAGUUCRCCAGAAAUGAUAAACCAAUCACCUGCUAAAGACAAUUUUACACCCCCAAGUGCUCAAGAUAACUUAGACAAUAUUUCGAUCGGUUCCCAGUCAUCUAGAGGUUUUAGCCUUCCCAGAUCUGCCUCUCCAAGUGAUCAGUUACAAAAUGUAUUCUCACCAUCAACAAUUUCAGGAAAAUCCCCAAGCAGCUCAAGCCCAAGACCUCGUACACCACUAGCUUUCCCAUUAACGGCAGAAGACCCUGAUGAAAGGCCACCAAGUAGAGGAAGAGAACGCAAAAUUUCAAGGAAAAUUAGUUUUACAAAGCUUUUUGUUCAACAAGGACCUAAAACUGGCCAACAAGAACUCAGAGAGAAAGCAUGUGAAUAUUGCUUACGGGUUUUGGAACAAAGUGAAAAAAUUUACAAUAGUUUGGUUGAAGCUGUAUUGAUACUUGAUACCCUGUGCCAAAAUGAUAAAUCAUUGGUACCUAAACUAAUAGAGAUAGUUAGAAGACUAUACACUAGACUCACAGGAGACAUGAACAGAUGGAAAAGACCAGUUCUCCCUGUUGUACAGUUCCUACUCAAUCAUGGUGAAUCUGUCGUAUUUGAUCCUGAGCCGGCAUGUAAAAUAGUCUUUGGUACAAUGGUAAAUGCAUUUUACAUGAGUCCCUCAUUCUCCUUUGAAGUAAUAAUGUUCUGUCUAGACAACAUGGAAAAGCUUUCCUUGACAACAAGUGUUUUCACAAAGUUCUUUCCCAAUCUUUUUAAGAUACUAGCAUGGUCACCGAGGACGUUUCUGAGAGAGUUCAUAGAACURCUGCCUGUCAUGAUGUCUGAAGAUUCAGCUGUCGAGAUUUUCCACACCAUUCUUGACCUUCCUUGCUUAUCUGCUGCCCUUUGCGCUGCCUGGGCAUCUAGAGGUUCAGAAGGAUCCAAUCCAGUACCUACUGCAGUGAGUGCGUAUUUGGACCCACAGCACAGACCUCUAUUCAGCUUCAUUCUCAGACCCGAGUCUGGCUGUGGUGACACAAUAACGAGGUUAAAAGCACUCAAUAGUUURCUUGAAGACAUGGCCGACCAUCCACGUGUKAUCGUCWGUUCACAGAUUGCACCAUCUUUAGUUAGUUUGUAUUUCACAACUCUCCUAGAAGAAGCAGACGUAGAUACUGUCAGCAAACUGAUUCCAGUUAUUUUAGAGAGAUCAUCUCUGCUGUUCGAUUGCCAAUCUUACACACUAGAUACCCGAAGAAUACUGGGCGAUAAAUUAGUGGUGAUAUUCCAGAAGUACCCRAGUCUAGUUUCAACGCAUCAACAAGAACUCAUGGAAUUCAUAACUGGCUUCAAAAAUCUAGGAACUGACAAAGAACAUGUCUUUAUUAAUCUGGUUUGGUCAAUUGGAGAAUUUGCGUCUACAGCGUACGAUGGUGGCUGUACCGUUCAAACUAUUGUGCAAUAUUUCGAGACUCUCGAAGCUUUGACGUACGAGAUAGUUAUGCAGUCAACUCCCGGAAAGCUUGUCUUCUCAGGUAGAUUGGUGUCUGUAUGCAUGACAGCUUUGGCCAAGCUUGCUUCUCGCUGCCAAGACCUCAUACAAAGAGCGAUAAUGUGCUGUAGCAAGGUGGUGAGGCAAAAACCCGAYAUGCUAUUAGAUGCCGAGUGCUAUAGUGACCUUGUAACACGUGCACAGGAGUUGAUCCAACUUCUUAAAUUACCAAAUGUUGCWCCUGUCAUUCUAAGUCCUGACGCAGAUUGGAUGUCGGGAAGGUGGCACAGGGACAAGAACACUUCACUUCCCUUGCUUCUGCAGUCAACUAAGAUGGUUUUAUCCUAAACAUCAAGGUGAAGACUUCUAUUUAAUUGGUUAUAACCGUUAAGUCUCUUCUCUAUACAUUAAUAAAUUGCAGCAAGAGGGCUUGUUUUACGACGAGUAUUAAGGCACUCUCGACGUUUUUCUUACACGACGUGGAUUAAGGGAGAGGGGUAGAUUGUAGUCAUUGUUUCAUAGGUUGUCGCAAAAGCUUUCAAAAUUCUGUGCCGUAACAACUGARAAAUAUUGUUUUAAAUUGAAACAUUUAAACGUAAUUUAAACGUACUAUAAAUUGUAAAUAGAAAUUAUUUAGUAAAUCAAAAAUCAAAUAGAAUU
Exaiptasia diaphana is the source of this 2994-nucleotide messenger RNA. Its product is annotated as AP-5 complex subunit zeta-1. Gene Ontology annotation, cellular component: AP-5 adaptor complex. Bases 1 to 2682 code for a protein of 893 amino acids. The transcript is spliced from 26 exons. Lineage: Eukaryota; Metazoa; Cnidaria; Anthozoa; Actiniaria; Aiptasiidae. The record is from RefSeq and is a predicted model, not a curated record.